Messenger RNA from Odocoileus virginianus texanus, 1155 nucleotides. NCBI's taxonomy places the organism in Eukaryota, Metazoa, Chordata, Mammalia, Artiodactyla, Cervidae. The record is from RefSeq and is a predicted model, not a curated record.
AGCAUGAAGUGGCUUGGGCUCCUUGGGCUGGUGGCCUUCUCAGAGUGCAUAGUCAUAAUCCCGCUGACAAAGAUGAAGACCAUGCAAGACACUCCCCAAGAAAAAAACGUGUUGAAAAAUUUCCUGGAGAAACACACUUACAAACUGUCCCAGAAUUCCGCCAAUGACCCAAAAUUCACUUCUCACCCCUUGAAAACCAUGCAGGAUUUCAUCUAGGUUGGCAGCAUCGCCAUUGGAACGCCCCCUCAGGGGUUCACGGUUACGUUUGACACCGGCUCCUCUGACCUGUGGGUGCCCUCCACCCACUGCCACAGUCCGAGCUGCUUGACACACUGUCUCUUCAACCCUCACAAAUCUACCACCUUCAAGCUCCUGGACAAUCCUGUCGACCUCAUCUAUGCCUCUGGGAGGAUAAACGGAGUCCUUGGCCAAGAUGUCAUUCAGAUUGGGAACCUUCUCCACUUCAACCAGACCUUUGCCCUGAGCCAGAAGCAAUCCAAACAUUUUUUUCAAAAUGCACCUUUUGAUGGCAUCCUGGGCCUGGGCUUCCCCAGCCUUGCCAUCCAAGGAACCACUCCACUCUUUGACAACCUGAAGAAACUUGGACUUAUUCCUUACCCUCUCUUUGCCUUCUACUUGAGCUGCCGGAGGGAGAAUGGCAGUGGUGUGUUUGGUGGGGUGGACCACUCCUUCCACACGGGAAAGCUCAACUGGAUACCAGUGUCCCGAACCCACUACUGGCAGAUAACCAUGGGCCGCAUCUCCAUAAACAGGAAGGUAAUUGUUUGUAAACACGGCUGCCAGGCUAUUUUCGAUACUGGGACUACAUUCCUGCUCGACCCAAGUAGACGCAUCUCCAAAAUCCACAGGCUUAUCCGCUUCAGGCCCUUUGAAAGUCUGCAGUACACGGUUCCAUGUAACACCACCAGCACCCUGCCUCCUCUCAUCUUCACCAUCAAGGGCAUCGACUACCCAGUGCCCGCUCAAGCCUACAUUCAUGAGAAUUCUGAGGGCCUCUGCUACAGCACCUUUCGGAAUGGCAAACAGCAUGAGAACGAGGCAGAGACCUGGGUCCUGGGUAACGUCUUCCUGAGGCUGUACAUCUCAGUUUAUGAUCGGGAAAAGUACAGGAUUGGCCUGGCUCCUGCAGUGUAA